AUGAGAUUUAGCCAGUUAGUUAGCUUGAAAAGACAUGAGAGGGUGUACACAGGAGAAAAGCCACGCCAUUGCUCCCAGUGUGGAAAGAGUUUUAAGCGGAUAGACACCCUCAAAGCUCAUGAGCGAAUACACACAGGGAAGAAGCCUUACCGCUGCUCCAAGUGUGGAAAGCGUUUUGGCCUGAAAGCUCAUGUGCGAAUACAUACAGGGGAGAAGCCUUACCACUGCUCCCAGUGUGCAAAGCGGUUUACCCAUUUAAGAAGCCUGAAAGAACACAUGAGACUGCACACAGGGGAGAAGCCUUACCAAUGCGCCCAGUGUGCAAAGCGGUUUACCCAUUUAAGAAGCCUGAAAGAACACAUGAGACUGCACACAGGGGAGAAGCCUUACAAAUGCUCAGACUGUGGGAAGACAUGUUACACAUCACAGUCACUUAAACAUCAUGUGCGAAUCCACACAGGAGAGAAUAAUUACUUCUCCUAG
Oncorhynchus mykiss (rainbow trout) is the source of this 483-nucleotide messenger RNA. The record is from RefSeq and is a predicted model, not a curated record. NCBI's taxonomy places the organism in Eukaryota, Metazoa, Chordata, Actinopteri, Salmoniformes, Salmonidae.